Molecule: messenger RNA, 807 nt
Organism: Notodromas monacha
Lineage: Eukaryota; Metazoa; Arthropoda; Ostracoda; Podocopida; Cyprididae
Source: the annotation of a GenBank genome assembly
UUGCAAAAGAUGUCGAAUCACUUGGCAGAGAUGGCUUACAGUCAGCAUGGCUCAAGAAUGAUCCAGCAACACCUGCAACGUUGCACACCUCUUGACAGAGAAGCCAUUUUCUCAGAAAUCUUGCCAGAAUCGGAGAAACUGAUGACUGAUGUUUUCGGCAACUACGUGAUCCAGAAACUUUUAGAAUUUGGUUCCCCAGACCAGCGAACAGUUCUUGCUGGAAAGAUGAAAGGAAAUGUCCUGCAACUCUCGAUGCAAACGUACGGCUGCAGAGUAGUUCAAAGGGCGCUGGAAACCGUCCCCUCAGACACUGCCAAAAUUCUGAUUCAAGAAUUGCACGACCACGUCAUCGAAUCCGUCAAGGACCAGAACGGGAACCACGUGAUCCAGAAAUGCGUGGAAUUCGCCGAACCCGCCACGAAACAAUUCAUCGUCGACGCAUUCCGGGGACAAGCAACGUUUCUCAGCAUGCAUCCCUACGGCUGCAGAGUGAUUCAAAGGAUCCUCGAACACUGUUCGUCCCGUCAAGUCCGACCAUUGGUGACAGAACUGUCCGUGGACCUGGACCGACUCGUCGUGGACCCCUUUGGCAACUACGUCGCCCAACACAUGCUCGAACACGGCAGCCUGGAAGACAGAACCCGACUCGUCGCGUUUGCAAGGGGCAAACUUCUGAGUCUGUCUCAACACAAGUUUGCUUCGAACGUCAUGGAAAAGUGUAUCGAGUAUUCGACGGAUUUCGAGAGGAGCCAGUUCCUGGACGAAACCAGUUUGCCAAUUACGUGUUGCAAAAAAUGCUGGACUUGA